Molecule: messenger RNA, 375 nt
Organism: Aspergillus lentulus
Lineage: Eukaryota; Fungi; Ascomycota; Eurotiomycetes; Eurotiales; Aspergillaceae
Source: RefSeq, a predicted model, not a curated record
AUGAAGAUCUCUAUGAACAUUGCACUUGCGCUUGCCUUCCUUACCUCCUCUCUCUCAGCUACCGCCUCCGCUGAGGCUCCCCUUGUGACUGUCCAACUUGCCAAUGACCAGUCCGGUGCCUAUGCGAAUGUGGCUGUUCGAGCAGAUGGUGUCAAACAUACCGUCGAAUCACUCUGGGGCAAAACAGCACUUGCACGCAAUGGUGUUGUUUAUGCAUCAAGCACCCAGCUCACAGCAUUUCAGCAGAAUACUGCCUGCAGAAUUUUCCGACCAGGCAUAGAUGUGACACUAAAUGCAUGGCAUACUUGGUCCUGGUUGGAUGCUGGUAAGGUGGUGGAUUUGGACGGAGCUUCCUUGGUCUGCAAAGAUGCAUGA